AUGACUUCCUGGCGUGCCUGGCCCUGGGCCCUGGGGCUCUCCUGUGGUGUGGUGCUGCUCCACCUUUGGCUGCGUCAGUGUCCCAGCGAGGUGGAUGUGCUGCCGCCCUUCCGGCGCUUGCGGGCCGAGUGUCUGCGCGUCUAUGCGGAGCUGCUCACGGUGCUGGCGCUGACGGGGGCGCAGGAGGUUCAGACGGAGGAUCCCUUGGCGGAGGUCCUGGAUCAACCCUUGGUGCUUUCAAGCGCCCUUAGCGCUUGCGCUUUGCGCGUGGCAAAGCACUUGGGCUGGCGAUCGGAGGACUUAGAGGCAGUGGUGGCAUCCUAUGCACGGCUGCCAGAGGUGAUGGAAGGCUUAUCCGAGUUGCAAGAACUGCAUCGGAGCUGCUUGCAGACCGGCUUGCCUCCAGCCCUUGGCUCCAAAAACCCAUGGCUUUCCGAGAACUUGGAGCAGGAUUCCACCCGGGCCCUGCAGGUUUUGCAGGAUUUGGGUGAACGCAAGGCCCAAAAACUGGCCGAGCUCAAACCGGGACCUGGACUGGGCCCCCAAAUCUUGCAGCUCUGCGAAGAGGUGGAGCAGGAGUUCUGGGCCGGGUCAGGGGAGAGCUCGCAGAGCUCGGACGCCUUGGAGCUGUCCUUUGGCUCCGCGGUGCUGGCCUUGGAUAGCGGCGAAUUUCAAGAACGUUAUACCAAGCUGAUGAAGGACUUGGAAGUGAAGUUGCCCAGCUUGGGCCGCGUGACCUUUUCCCGCUAUGGAAGCUCCAGUCCCGGAGCCAAGUGGCGCCAAGCGUCGGGCCCUACGUCCGCGAAUCGUGAAGGGUCGGCUACCUUCAACGCUUCCCCAACGGCCACCUCCGGCCACCUCCGGACGCACGGCACGGGCGCCCCUUCAGCGAUGCAUCCGGCGAAGCGCCGCAAGCGCGGCGGCGUGAAGGCGCGCGAGCGCCGGGAGCGCCAGGCGGACGGCGGCGGCGGACGGACAAGGGGUGAGGAGGCCCCCAUCACAGCCUUCCGCGUGAAUCGGGGCUCUGGUGCCCCUUCCAGCCCCUCUGCGUUCCCCAGCGCAUCCAGAGAUGCGCCGCGGACACCUUCCUCCGUGUUCAACGUUCCCAAUGUGUCUUUUUCCUUCUCAGGGGCUUCCAUGACUCCCAUUGGCGCCAGCGCUCCAAGGACUCCAGCCAUUGGCGGAAGCAGCUUUUCAGCCGGCGCUGCGCCCAGCCCCCCCAGGGCUACUCCAAAUGGAACGUUUGAUGCUCCCGGCUCUGCUUCGAUCACUCCUGGAGCUUGGGAUGAUCAUCCCGGGGCUCCUCCAGCCCCUCCAAGUGGAGCCUGGAGCCAUCCAGCUGUGGAUACUCCACCGGAGCCUCCAAUGGAAGAGGAGGAAGAGGCAGCUGAGCCCUCCCGGGAAGAGGCUUCCAAGCUCUCUGAUGCAGCAUAUUUUGAGGCCUAUGACCAGAUGGAGGUCCACGCCUUGAUGCUGAGCGACUUCCAGCGCCUGGGGGCGUAUCUGGCAGCCAUCCGGGCGCAUCACUUGCAGGGGAAGAAGGUCCUGGACGUUGGAGCCGGAAGUGGCAUUCUGAGUUUGUUGGCCGCCAAGCACGGCCUGGCGGAGCACGUGUGGGCGGUGGAGGCGGUACCGGGCAUGGCCAAGAUGGCCAAGCAGCUGGUGGAGCAAAAUGGUUUGCAGGACAAGGUGACGGUUCUCAACAGUCGUGUGGAAGAUGUAGAACUUCCUGGCAAGGUGGAUGUGAUCAUCUCUGAAUGGAUGGGUUUCUAUUUGGUUCACGAAUCCAUGUUAGAGUCGGUCUUAAAAGCUCGAGACCGUUUCCUCCAACCACAGGGCCUCAUGCUGCCCAUGUCCGCCCGGAUUUGGGCUGCCCUCGUGGAGGCGGAGGACCUGCGGACAGAGAUCGCCGGCUACGAGGACUUCUUGGGCUUGGACUUGGGAGUGGUGGGUGAACAUCAGCUCAUGCAGCGCAUGGCGGAGCCGCAGGUCGAGGAGGUUCAGCCCAGGACGACUAUUGGACGGAGCGGGGUACACCUCAGCAUGUGCAUCAUCGCCAUCGCUGAUGUGAAAUCGCAAGUGGAGCUCCAGCUCCCAUACAACAUGAAGUGCAAAGUCGAAGAGUUUCAGGAGGCAGAUGAGAUCCCCGACGAGCGAACGCCCGUCGCCGGACCGGCGGUGGCGCCGUCAAAACCCUCGCUGCCGCUGAUCGGAAAGAUCGACAAGGACACAGCCUGCCGCACCAAUGCCACAGAGCCAGGAAUGGCCAUCAUGACUUUCCUCGAGGCCAACGGCUUCAAGGCUGGCGAAGUCAAUUCCAAGAAGCAGAGCUGGAGAGUCUUCACCUCGUAUCCUCUGCAUGAGGCGGUGAAGCAGAACAACCCCCACAUGGUGGCCUUACUUCUCAGCUUCGGGGCUGAUACUCUGGCCACAGACCAUCUGGGGCGAACCGCCUAUGCCUUGGCCAAGAGCUACAAGUACCAGGAAGUCAUCGAAGCCUUCGACAAGUUAGGCCUGUCACCGACAUCUCCCUAUUUCAAGGGCAGCAAAUUGGAACAAAAUCCACCUCCUAUUGGCUUCGAGCAGUUCUUCGCUGAUCUGGAGAAGGACCCACUGGUCCAUCGCAAAUCCGCAGAUCGCGAAUGGUUGGGCAUCGCAGGCUCCAGGCGACUCAGAACUGCGGAGCCCAAGGAGCAGGACUUCAAACAAAGGCGGCGGUGGAGGGGACUUCCAGGGACUUUCAAAGCGGAGAAUUUUCGGAGCCAUUUUCAUGGAGAUUUAUAA
Cladocopium goreaui is the source of this 2784-nucleotide messenger RNA. Lineage: Eukaryota; Dinophyceae; Suessiales; Symbiodiniaceae. The record is from the annotation of a GenBank genome assembly.